Molecule: messenger RNA, 1446 nt
Organism: Pteropus alecto (black flying fox)
Lineage: Eukaryota; Metazoa; Chordata; Mammalia; Chiroptera; Pteropodidae
Gene: PSMC3IP
Product: PSMC3 interacting protein
Exons: 8
Coding region: 143-796 (217 amino acids)
Biological process (GO): meiotic strand invasion involved in reciprocal meiotic recombination; homologous chromosome pairing at meiosis; meiotic joint molecule formation
Cellular component (GO): DNA recombinase auxiliary factor complex; condensed nuclear chromosome
Molecular function (GO): recombinase activator activity; double-stranded DNA binding
Source: RefSeq, a predicted model, not a curated record
CCGGGGAGGGUCUCUCUCUGUUCCUCGAGGCAUCCCUUCCCGCCAGUCAGCGCGUGAGGCCCGCCCCUCCCGUCGCCGGAAGGAGCCGUUGCCCCGAACAACUGUAACGUCCGGCUUUGGGAGUUUGGCGGCGGGAAAGGCCAUGAAUAAAGGCCGAACGGAAGCUGCGGCGGGAGCCCCCGGGAUCCUCCUGAGGUACCUGCAGGAACAGAACCGGCCCUACAGCGCCCAGGAUGUGUUCGGGAAUCUGCAGAGGGAACACGGGCUGGGCAAGGCGGCGGUGGUGAAGGCGCUGGAGCAGCUGGCCCAACAAGGCAAGAUCAAAGAGAAGAUGUAUGGCAAGCAGAAAAUAUAUUUUGCGGACCAGGACCAGUUUGACAUGGUGAGUGAUGCUGACCUCCAAGGCCUGGAUGCCAAAAUCGUGGCUCUCACUGCCAAGGUGCAAAGCUUGCAGCAGAGCUGUCGCCACAUGGAGGCUGAGUUGAAGGAGUUAACUAAUGCCCUGACCACACCUGAGAUGCAGAAAGAGAUCCAGGAGUUAAAGAAGGAAUGUGCUGGCUACACAGAAAGACUGAAGAACAUCAGAGCAGCCACUAACCAUGUGACCCCAGAAGAGAAAGAGCAGGUGGACAGAGAGAGGCAGAAGUACUGCAAGGAGUGGAGGAAGCGGAAGAGGAUGGCAACAGAGCUGUGUGAUGCAAUCCUUGAAGGAUACCCCAAGAGCAAGAAGCAGUUCUUUGAGGAAGUCGGGAUAGAAACAGAUGAAGAUUACAACGUCAAGCUCCCAGACCCCUGAGAACCCCUCUGACAGGACUGGGGGAUGGAGACAGAAAUGUCCCAGACUGGCUGCCCUAUUUAGGCCAAUUUUUUUGUUGUUCCUGCUGCUUUCUUCCUUGGUCAGAGCAUUGAGAGAGGGGCAUGAACCAGAGUAUCAGGCAAAGGGAGUGAGCACUGGUUGCCCGGAGUGUAUGGUCACGCUCACGGCAUCAUCCACAUUUCAAUUACUUGAGCUUAACACUUGAACUUGGAACGCUAAAGGAAAGCAUUUGGCAGUAUUUAUUAUAAUUUGAUAUAAAAAUAUUUAAUUUCCUCUGGAUAAUCAGACCUUCCUGAUAGCAAACCUGAGGAAGGCAAAAGGGAGCUUGGGGGACAAGGCAGAGAAAGGCUAUUAUACAUGGUAUUCAUGGAGUCCAGGACCACACCCCCAGACUCCUGGGCUCUGUACCCCAGGAGGCUUUCAUCCACCCCUUCACCCUUUCACCUACCCCCAAGUCCCAGGAGAAAUGCAGGCAGCACUAAGAGGCGGUGGAAACCCAGAUACAUUCGACAAAGGCUGGGCGUGGUUUUGAGGCCCAGUUAAUUUUCUAAAAUUGUAGCUUUAGCAAAAUUGUAUUGUUGGUAUUUAGAAAAAUAAAACUUUAAUAAAUGGUACUGUGUCACACUUGA